Phyllostomus hastatus (greater spear-nosed bat) is the source of this 318-nucleotide messenger RNA. RefSeq names its product protein BRICK1-like. The record is from RefSeq and is a predicted model, not a curated record. Gene Ontology annotation, biological process: regulation of actin polymerization or depolymerization; cell motility; actin filament organization. The transcript has 2 exons. NCBI's taxonomy places the organism in Eukaryota, Metazoa, Chordata, Mammalia, Chiroptera, Phyllostomidae. Bases 1 to 318 code for a protein of 105 amino acids. Gene Ontology annotation, cellular component: SCAR complex. Gene Ontology annotation, molecular function: protein-containing complex binding.
AUGUAUUCUGGCAUUGCCGAAUGCCCCUGGAAUAGGCAAAAUUCCCCCAGUAUUAAAAAAAAAAAGCUGGCUCUUCCUUUGGCAGCAGCUGUGGCUGGACAGGAGGACCCAGUGCGGCGGGAAAUUCACCAGGACUGGGCCAAUCGGGAGUACAUUGAGCUCAUCACCAGCAGCAUCAAGAAAAUUGUGGACCUGCUCAACUCAUUCAAUCUGUCUUGUCGUUCAAGAUUCGCAACACUAGAUGAGAAACUGACAGCCCUUGAACGGAGAAUAGAGUACAUUGAAGCACGGGUGGCAAAAGGUGAGACCUUCACCUAG